Molecule: messenger RNA, 1497 nt
Organism: Ascochyta rabiei
Lineage: Eukaryota; Fungi; Ascomycota; Dothideomycetes; Pleosporales; Didymellaceae
Product: 3-phytase
Exons: 2
Coding region: 1-1497 (498 amino acids)
Molecular function (GO): acid phosphatase activity
Source: RefSeq, a predicted model, not a curated record
AUGAUGACGCGCGCCUGGAACCGAGUGCGGGGCCAUCGCUCGCACGAGUACAUGCCGCUGCCGCUGAGCGACAAGGAGCCCUAUCCGGAGCCCAAGCAGCGCUGUCGGGAGCGCUCGCGCUUCACCGUCCUCGGCCUGGUCCUGUGCAUUGCCGGCUGCCUGUUCGCCCUGUAUGGCCUGGUCAGCACCCUGGCCGCCAAGACGCACAAGUCCUGCGACACCGUCAACGACGGCUACCGCUGCAGCCCCAGGACCACCCACUUCUGGGGCCAGUACUCGCUCUGGUACUCGGUGCCCUCUGAAAUCAACGCCGACCCACCCAAGGGCUGCCAAGUCACCUUUGCAAACCUCCUCUCGCGCCACGGCGGCCGCGACCCGACUGCAGGCAAGUCGCUGUCCUACGCCUUGCUCAUCGCCGAGAUUCAGAACACGAGCACUGCGUUCCCGGACGAGUUUGCCUUCUUGAAGAACUACGAGUACGCCCUUGGCGCAGAUGAGCUGACGGAUGCGGGGAGGCAGGAGAUGCUCAACUCGGGGGCCCACUUCUUCCGUCGCUACCACCAGCUCGUCAAGAAGCAUACCCCGUUCGUGCGCGCAGGAGGCCAGCACCGUGUAGUCGAGUCGGCCGAGGAGUGGCUCGCGGGCAUUGCGCAAUCACGCGAAGCAGAACCCAGCAAGGUCGAUGUCAUCAUUCCGGAAGGCACCGAAUCGAACAACACGCUCUCUCAUGACGUCUGCCCUGCCUUCCGACACGGCCCCCACCACGGCCUCGGUGACAGAGCGCAGCAACUAUGGGCAUCCAACUUCCUCCCUCCCAUCCAAGAGCGGGUGAACUCGAAGCUGGGCACCAACCUCAGCGCAACCUUCAUCGUGUACUUGAUGGACAUGUGUCCCUUCGACACGCUCGCGCACCCGUCCGCAAAGGUGUCCAAGUUCUGUCAUCUGUUCACCGAGAAAGAGUGGCACCACUACGACUACUUCCAAACUCUUGGCAAGUACUAUGGCUACAGCGUUGGCAACCCGCUCGGUGCCACACAGGGUGUGGGCUACGUGAAUGAGCUGCUGGCUAGGUUGCAGAACAAGCCCGUGGAAGACAACACGAACACGAACCGCACACUAGACUCUGAUCCCGCCACCUUCCCACUGGACCGCAGGGUGUACGCCGACUUCAGUCACGACAACGACAUUAGCGGCGUCCUCGCUGCUUUGGGCCUCUACAAUCAGACUGAGCCGCUCUCCAACACAACUGUGCAGGGCACCAAGGAGACACAUGGAUACUCCGCCGCGUGGACCGUGCCUUUUGCAUCGAGACUGUACGUCGAGAAGCUCCAGUGCAGCGGUGCAAAGGAAGAGUUUGUACGUGUCAUCGUCAACGACCGCGUCCAUCCUCUCGAAUUCUGCGACGCGGACAAGCACGGUAGGUGUACGUUGAGCAGGUUUGUGGAAAGCCAAAGCUUCGCCAGGAACGGCGGCCUAUGGAACCAGUGCUACAAGUAG